UAGGACACUACAUUACAAUCCUUUUCCAAGGAGGAUUAUGUAUGCUAUUUCUAUUCCUACUCAUAUUCUAACAAAAUUGAAGACAUUAUUAAGAUGUCCUUAUAUCUUCCUUGGCUAAAUGUUUCUUUGUGGCAUUUGUGUAUCAAGGGUAGACCAAUGUGCAUAAUCUGAUUGAUGAGUUGGAAGAUGAUAUGCAAUAUUGACUUGUGUCAUUGGGCAAGGGAGCUCAUCUUGAAGCUCUUCCUCACCCUCGCUUCCUCUCUCUCACUCUGUAAAAGUAAACAGCAUGGUGUUUCUGUAUCUAUUUGUAUGUCGAUAUAAAUGGACCAAUGUUUUUCAUGCUGAUAUUCUGCAUCUUUUAGCAUGUUCUGGUUGUCCUUUAUAUGCUUUGUAUAUCAGUUUGUUAACUUCAGUUCUGGUCCUGAUUACUGAAACUAUUACUCUGAUUUAUUUCCUCUUACUAGCAAAGUGUGAUGAAUUUACAGGCUGUGACAAGUCUAUGCUGGCAAAGAACAAAACCUGUAAUAGUCAAUGAAAACAAUUGCACAACAGAAAUGGCUCUUCUGGGCAGUGCUGUGGAGGAUUCAAUUUUAAUGCCUGACCCACUUCCUGCGAUGAUAUCAUCAAGCCUAACAACUACUAUGACAACAUCAGGUUCCAGAACCACUGUUCGUUCAGGUUCUGUGGACUCGUUUUCUUUUCCAGAAGGCUUCCCAGGAUCUACAUCUGGGAGACCAGGUUUAUCUCCAUCUGAAGAAACACCCAUACGAAGUAGUUUGUGGAAAGGUGGAUCUUUGACAAGAUUACACGCUCCUCGUAACUUCAAGGAUGAUAUGGAGGUCUUUUCUCCUCUCAUUGAAGUUCAGCCGAUUACACCUUCACUUGAUAAGUUAUGGGAUGAUCAGGAAGGUUUUAAAAAGGAUUUUGAUAAGAAAUCAUCUUUGCUAUUUCCUUCUCUAAGGUUUCCCCUUCCAGUUGAGGGUGGCAAUGAGAAUCUCCCCGUAUUUGAUUGGAAAUCAAGUUCCUUGCCCAAUCAGGAGGACGCUUCUUUUGCACAGUUGUCUUCUACUCCUAUAUCUUCCCGUAGUGAUGACUCUUCCACCAUAACUCCUCCAGAAGCUUGGGGUGGUGAGAGAUUAUCUGAUAGAUUAUCUCACCUUCGGCAGUCAGGAAACAUGCCUUCCCGUUUUGCAAUCUCGACAUCUGGUCCUCUUGCACCAGGAACUAUGUUAUCUGGAUUACAGGAUAAUUUUCCAGCAACUCAGAGUAUCAGCUCUUUGACUAGUUCUAGUCUGAAAUUUCAUUUUGAAACUUCUCUUUCAAAAUGGAGGCCUUUUUGCAUGCAAAAUAUUGGAAGCUCAGAUUGCGUCACUCCGGUCGCUGGCUCACCAUUUCUGGCGACAGUUCAACGGAAAAUUGAGAAAGAGGCGAUUGCUGGCUUGGAUUCGGAUCGAAUUGGGGAUGGGGGUGCUGUUUAA
Capsicum annuum is the source of this 1478-nucleotide messenger RNA. RefSeq names its product protein NEDD1-like. Gene Ontology annotation, biological process: regulation of phragmoplast microtubule organization; regulation of mitotic spindle organization; regulation of microtubule nucleation. Gene Ontology annotation, cellular component: kinetochore microtubule. The coding region runs from base 474 to 1478 and encodes 334 amino acids. Gene Ontology annotation, molecular function: gamma-tubulin complex binding. The record is from RefSeq and is a predicted model, not a curated record. Lineage: Eukaryota; Viridiplantae; Streptophyta; Magnoliopsida; Solanales; Solanaceae. The transcript has 4 exons.